AUGGAACGCAUCGCAGCAGGGACACGUUCAAAUGGUACUGCCAUCGUGUUUAGCACCGCACUCGUACUGCGUCUAGCCCUCUUUCAAUUCCCAACUCUACCAAGCAUUCUCGCAGAACGUGUCGAGAUAUCAACCCCGAUCACCAGCUUCAAAAGACUCUCCGAGGGCGUUUUUCUCUAUCACAAUGGCGUGCCCCCAUUUGAUGGUGGGGUAUUUCAUCAGGCACCGUUGUUGCUAGGACUAUUCUACCCUAUUAUGUCAAGUCCGCUUCUGGUCAACACCCUCUACAUUCUCGGCGAUCUGGCUGUCGCAUAUAUGUUGCUCCAAAUUACAGCAAUAAAGGAGCAAGACUCUCUCAACGAGAAAAAGAUUCAGCAAUACGGGAACAAGAUCGAGGAGCCAGGAAUGGAUGGUCUCACGGUGGCAGCGCUCUAUUUGUUCAACCCGUUCACCAUCGCCAGCUGUAUCGGCAGGAGUACAAUCUUGUAUUCGAACGUGGCUGUUGUUUCUGGCAUAUGGAUGGGAAUGAAACGCAACAAGAUUCUCGCCAUGUUCAGUGUCGCGCUGGCAGCAUAUCUCUCGCUCUAUCCUGCCAUGCUCAUCAUCCCAGUCAUACUUUUAUUGAAUCGCGGAGUGGUUGAUCGGGAUCUGAGAAAACGGACUGUGAUCCAAUCCGCAACGGUUUUCGCAGUAUCCUUGGCGUCACUCUUCGUACUCUCCUUUGUGCUUGUGAACUCGUGGGACUUUUUCGCUAGUGUAUACGGCACCAUCUUGUCGGUCAGCGAUUUAACACCGAAUCUGGGGCUGUUUUGGUACUUCUUCAUCGAGAUGUUUGACCAGUUCAGGCCAUUCUUCCUGGUCGUGUUCCAAAUCCAUGUCUUUAUCUUUGCCGUCCCUAUCUCCAUCAAGCUACGACAUCAUCCUCUUUUCGCGUCCUUCCUACUGUGUACGAUCAUGGGAACAUUCAAGGGCUAUCCCUCUGUCGGAGACGCUUCGCUUUAUCUCGGCUUGCUACCUCUGUGUUCUGAAAUUUUCAAAUACAUGCGAUACAUGUUCCUUAUCGUCAAUCUAUUCCUUUAUUCAUCACUCCUGGCACCCAUUUUUUGGUAUCUUUGGGUCUAUGUUGGCAGCGGAAACGCCAAUUUUUUCUAUGCGAUCGGACUGGUCUACGGUAUUGGUGAAAUCAUCCUCAUGAUCGAUACGACGUUCGCGGUAUCACGGCGCGCCUUUGAGGCCCUGUUGCCGCCAGAAACAUCUGGUGAAGCAGCCUUUAGCGGCUGGGAUCGCGAUGUGGUCCAAAAAUAA
Messenger RNA from Gamsiella multidivaricata, 1305 nucleotides. RefSeq names its product GPI transamidase subunit PIG-U. The record is from RefSeq and is a predicted model, not a curated record. Lineage: Eukaryota; Fungi; Mortierellomycota; Mortierellomycetes; Mortierellales; Mortierellaceae. The transcript has 8 exons. Gene Ontology annotation, biological process: attachment of GPI anchor to protein; protein localization to cell surface. Gene Ontology annotation, cellular component: membrane; GPI-anchor transamidase complex. The coding region runs from base 1 to 1305 and encodes 434 amino acids.